UUCCGUCCUCCCUGGAGUAGGUCGCUGAUCUCCGACGCAAAGCAAAACGAUCUUCUUUAUCUCUGUUCGAGUUCAGUUUAGCGUCUUGCCUAUGAAGAAUGGCAGACAAACCAAGUAGAGCUCUCGUACUGUACGGAGAUGGCUUGUCUAGAUCUGUCGCCUCACACCAUACUCAUCUUCAUUCCUUCGCUUCUCGGGCCUCCUGUGGUUUCCUAGCCCUUCCGAAUUCCUCGCCAUCAGAGGAUGAGGAAGCCAGGGUAAUUAGAGAAUUUGCAGAGCUGAUGGAUUCAAAUGGCUUGGAUUACAAUACGGAUUUAGAAGGAUUGGUUAAGGAUAAACAUGAAGAAAAGUGUGCUAUUCCUUCUGUUUCAGAGAGGUUCAUGGGAAUGAAAGCAGCUAUGAUAACAGACAGCUUCAGUUUGAAGUCAUUUGGAAGUAAACUUGGGUUCUCUGUAUUGAGCUGGAAUGAGUCAUCUGACAAGACUCACUCCCCUGCCGAGAUACCACGGCUGGUCCCUGAAUUGUUGAAAUUGCUUGGAUUUCAAGAAGGGAAGAUUUUAGACAACCACCAGUUCGACCUACUUGUCGUUCAUGUCAGAGCUGGUGAAAUAUUAAAUGAUCUUAAAGACAUUGAAUUUGUCAAUCAAUUUGUUGGGGCAUUGUUGCAGAGGGAACAAUUUAUAGAUGAUAUCCGUGCACGGUUGCAUCUGUCGGUUGUUACUAGCCAUGGGGCUGAGCUGGAGGAUGAUCAUUUGCAGUAUUCUAUUUCUGAUAUGCAACGAAAUAAUAAUAGCGAACUUUCUGUGCUUUUUCCCCGACAAAGUUAUACGAUAAAAGGAGGAAAGCCAAGGGAAAAUAUUAGGCAUCACUGUCCUAUGCUUUCUGCUCAAUAUCAGGAGGCUGUGACUCGGAAGGACAUGGUGAAAUCUUUCUCUUUUAAAGAUAUACUUGAGAAUGGUGGAAGUGUUGCGAUACCGGCAGAUCGGUUCUUACACGAAGUGGCCUUCAAGCUUUGGAAGGCCCCGAAAUAUGGGGCAUGAGGCAAACUCAAGAACAGAGGAUGCUUUGGCUGACCGGAUUGAUUAUAAAUUCGUAAAGGUGCCGGCAACCUGGAUGAUAGAAAUCCAAGGAGCUUCUUGUACCUUGAAAUGGCCUAAACAGCAUUUCACCCUUCAUUAACUUAUCAGUUAUUAUGUUACAUAAUGUUAGUAGGAAGAAUCAGAUGAUGCUCAAAAGCUUCAUUCAUUUGUUUUUGCUAAUAAUUGGCCAUAAAAUUGGCCAUAAAAGUAAUGUGUUGUAAGCUUUCAGUC
Andrographis paniculata is the source of this 1310-nucleotide messenger RNA. RefSeq lists its product as uncharacterized. Lineage: Eukaryota; Viridiplantae; Streptophyta; Magnoliopsida; Lamiales; Acanthaceae. Bases 99 to 1040 code for a protein of 313 amino acids. The transcript has 6 exons. The record is from RefSeq and is a predicted model, not a curated record.